Rubroshorea leprosula is the source of this 1998-nucleotide messenger RNA. The record is from the annotation of a GenBank genome assembly. NCBI's taxonomy places the organism in Eukaryota, Viridiplantae, Streptophyta, Magnoliopsida, Malvales, Dipterocarpaceae.
AGAUCUAAUUUGUCGCACGAAGGUUUGGUAACGCCAACGCUCAUAGCUUAAAUCUUGGCAUUGAGAUUUCACACUACAAAGAAACUUUCUUCGUUCCGAAAUUUCACUGCCGUAGUCCUCUUUAGCAUUUAUUAUAUCCACUCAAAAAGGAAAAAAAUUGUAUCCCAAUUCUUCAUUUCGACCCGACCCACCAAAAUUUUUCCUUUUUUUUUUUUCUUUCUCAAUUUUCUUUGUAGAUCGUUUCUUUUAUCAUUGUGAUCAUCGUUCAUAAAGUGUUUUCCUUCGUUUUCUGUAAGAAAAGAGUCGUGAAUUACCAAGUUUCCUUGGUGGGUUUUUCAAAGGUUUGAUUUUUUUUUUUUUCUUUGGUAUUGUUCUCUUGGUCAGGAGUUGUAGUUUUGUUUGAUAAUUAUUUGUGAUUUUGUCUGAAAAAAUGAUCUGCACGAUCAAGCAGUCAGCUUUAGCUAGGUGCGUUAAUGGGUUGGGGUCAGAUUCGCUUCUUCAACGGAGAACGGCCUACCCAAUUCGUCGAUCUUCCUUCUUACCUCCUCUUGAGGCUCAGAGUCUCCCUAAGAGCUCGCUUUCUGUGUCGAAACCGUUGCAUGUCUCUUCAAUUGAUGGGCUUGGGUUGGUAAAACCACUGAAAUCGGAGAUCAGAUGCAACGCUUAUGAGGCUGACCGAUCGCAGCCGGUGGAGGCACAGGAUGCCAAAUUGGAAGCUGCGAAGAGGGUCAAGAUUGGGAUUUACUUUGCGACUUGGUGGGCUUUGAACGUGGUGUUCAAUAUCUAUAACAAAAAGGUCUUGAAUGCCUAUCCGUAUCCAUGGUUGACUUCGACCCUGUCUCUUGCUUGUGGGUCUCUGAUGAUGUUGAUCUCCUGGGCUACUAGGAUCGCUGAGGCGCCAAAGACCGAUUUCGAGUUCUGGAAGACCUUGUUUCCGGUUGCUGUGGCUCAUACAAUUGGACAUGUAGCAGCAACAGUGAGUAUGUCAAAAGUUGCAGUUUCAUUUACCCACAUUAUCAAAAGUGGUGAGCCUGCUUUCAGCGUCCUGGUUUCAAGGUUCCUCCUUGGAGAGACCUUCCCUGCUGGUGUUUACCUGUCCCUUGUUCCAAUCAUUGGUGGUUGUGCUCUUGCUGCCGUGACUGAACUCAACUUCAACAUGACUGGUUUUAUGGGGGCUAUGAUAUCAAACCUCGCAUUUGUCUUCCGCAACAUAUUUUCAAAGAGAGGAAUGAAGGGGAAAUCUGUUAGUGGGAUGAACUACUAUGCCUGCCUAUCUAUGUUAUCUCUCUUAAUUCUUACUCCUUUUGCAAUCGCGGUAGAGGGACCGCAAAUGUGGGCAGCAGGAUGGCAAAAAGCCAUUUCUGAAAUUGGACCACAUUUUAUUUGGUGGGUGGCAGCUCAAAGUGUGUUCUACCAUCUCUACAACCAGGUGUCAUAUAUGUCUCUUGACCAGAUAUCUCCAUUGACAUUCAGCAUCGGAAACACCAUGAAGCGUAUAUCUGUCAUAGUCUCAUCCAUCAUCAUAUUCCACACACCAGUUCGACCUGUCAAUGCUUUGGGUGCUGCAAUCGCAAUCCUCGGAACCUUCUUGUAUUCCCAGGCAAAGCCGUGAGGAACCUGGGGUUCGAGAAUUUUGCUCCAUUAUGUAGCGUACGUUAUGAAAGAGAAGUUAGUAUCGGUGGUUUCUUUGUUUCGGGAUCUAUGAUUGCUGGAUUUUGGCAGAUGUAGUGGCAGCAGAUCAUGCUGUAGAUGAUGAUAAUAAUGGUUCAUAAACAACUUCAUAAAUAUUAUUACUAGGCAGGUUUUUUUUCUUCAAAUGUUGGUGGGGGGCUGGAGGGGAAAACAAUGUUUGAAAUAAACAAGGGUUGUGCUGCAGACCUUGUCCCUUUCAGCUGACAUGAAUAACGACAAUGUGGACAAUGUUGUUUGUUACAAAAAAAUCAUUUUUAAAUUAUUGGUUUUGGUGCUAUUCUAAAGGAAUGAAUGGACAGGAGAUCU